ACAACGAAAUCCACUUUAAUUUGGACCAAAGAAACCCUUCUCCUCUAGAAAAAAAAAACUUCAGCAACUCAGCCCUCCCCAUCAAGAAAAGCACAAGACCCAAACACCAAAGAUAAAUAAGAAUCCCAUCAGAAUUUCAGAACUUCACCUCACACUGCAACACACCCACAGCACAGAGCAGCAGGCAGCAUAUAAAGCAGCCGGCCGUGAAGGGCCAGACACCCCCCACUAUACGUACACUCCAUAUCCAUCUAUCAUCAUCUACCGAUCUGUCUCUCUAGCUUGCACCUAGCAAGCUAAUCAACCGCGCCAGACAGUACACUUCAUAUACAUCAUCAAUUAACAAGCCUCUUUCUGAGAGCCCUCAAGAUCAGAGUGAUUAAUCAUAUUGGAGAGAUGAGAGCCGGGGUGUGCACGGUGCAGCAGGCGCUGACGGCGGAGGCUGCGGCGGUGGUGAAGCAGGCGGUGAGCCUGGCGCGGCGGCGCGGCAACGCGCAGGUGACGCCGCUGCACGUGGCGAGCGCGAUGCUCCACGCGUCCACGGGGCUCCUCCGCGCGGCGUGCCUCCGGUCGCACUCGCACCCGCUGCAGUGCAAGGCCCUGGAGCUCUGCUUCAACGUGGCGCUCAACCGCCUCCCCGCGGGCUCCCCGCUCCACGGCCACGUCUACUACCCGCCGUCCCUCUCCAACGCGCUCGUCGCCGCCUUCAAGCGCGCGCAGGCGCACCAGCGCCGGGGCGGCUCCGUCGACACCAACCAGCAGCAGCAGCCGGUGCUUGCCGUCAAGAUCGAGCUGGAGCAGCUGGUGAUCUCCAUUCUGGAUGACCCCAGUGUGAGCCGAGUCAUGCGGGAGGCGGGCUUCUCCAGCCCCCAGGUCAAGGCCAACGUGGAGCACGCCGUCGUCUCUUCCAUCGAAGGAACAAAGGGCUUAACCAACCCUAACCCUAGCAGCAGCAGCUCACCGCCGACUGAAUUCGAAAACAAACCAGCUGGCAUCGGCAAGCUCCCUGUAGUGGAACAAGUGCGAGAGGAGGACGUGGCGGCCAUCCUGGACUGCCUGGCCAGCGGCCGGAGCAAGAGGCGGGUCAUGGUCGUGGCCGAGUCGUCCUCCGCGGCCGAGGCAGCGGCAAUGGCAGCCGUGGACAGGAUCAAGGAAAAGGCCGCGCCCCCGCGCGUGAUCAGCAUCAGCGUGUCCAUGUUCCGGGACGCGCUGAGGGAGGAUGCCGAGCGGCGUCUCGGCGAACUCCGGCGCGCGGUCGCCAGGGACAGCAAGGCCGCGGCGGGCGGAAGCAGGGGCGUGGUGCUCGUGGUGGAGGACCUGAGGUGGGCCGCCGAGUUCUGGGCCGGGCGCGUGGGGAGGAGGAGCGCGAGCAGCAGCUGCUACUACUACUGCGCCGUGGAGCACGCCGUGGGCGAGGUGCGCGCCCUGGCGUGCCGCGGCGAGGGCGACGGCGUCUGGCUAGUCGCCUACGGGUCGUACCAGGCUUACAUGAGAUGCAGAGCUGGGAACCCGUCGCUGGAGAGCCUCUGGGGAAUCCAGCCGCUCGCCAUCCCCUCCGGCAGCCUCGCGCUGAGCCUCAGCUCCGCCGACGUCGACAGUGCAAUCGCACUCAGUCAUCGUCAGUCAACGUCGCCUGCUUGUCUGUCUCUUUUGGACGCGUCCUGCUCCGGCCAGCCGAUGGCGGCCGUCUCCAGCUGCUGCGGCGAUUGCUCCGCUACAAACCCCGAUGCCAUGAGAUCAGCAUCGCAUCGGUCAAUCGUGCCGUCUUCGUCCACCAAUAUCCCUCCUUGGCUUCGUCAUUGCCGCGAUCAGGAGCUUCCUCCUUGCAAGAAUUGGAGCUCAACGACAUGCGGCGGCUCGGCGUCCCAAAGGACGACACAGCUGAACUUCUCGACGGCGGUGUCGCCGUCCUCCUCCGUCUCCUCCUACGAGCAGUACUACAACAUGCACCAGCCGUACCAGCCAUGGAUUGUGGCGGACGUGCACGAGCCCUCCAAGCACUCAUGGAGAGCCAAGUGCAGCUUCGACAAUGUCCUCAUGGACGAGGCUGUGGAAGGCGUGAAGCUUCUGAGCGCAGCAGCGGUCAAGUCCAAGUCCCGCGACUCCAGCGCCUCCAACGGCGGCUCAGUGGAGGUCGGGUGCCGCUCCAGGUCGUUCAAGGAGGUGAGCGCCGAGAACCUCAAGGUGCUCUGCGGCGCGCUGGAGAAGGAGGUGCCGUGGCAGAAGGAGAUCGUGCCCGAGAUCGCCAGCACGGUUCUCCGGUGCCGCUCGGGCAUGGCCAAGAGGCGCGACGCGAUGAAGGCCAAGGAGGAGACGUGGAUGCUCUUUCUCGGAGGCGACACGGACGGCAAGUUGAGGGUGGCCAGGGAGCUCGCGGGGCUCGUCUUCGGCUCGCGCAAGAGUUUCGUGUCCAUCGACGCCGACGCGUGCUCGCCGGCACGGUCGGAUUCCUUCGUCGAGCAGAAGCACCACGGCAGCAAGAGGCAUCGGUCGGAGGCGAGCCACCUCGAGAGGCUGUUCGAGGCCGUGCGCGACAACCCGCAUCGUGUCAUCUUGAUGGAGGGCGUGGAGCGAGUCGACCGGCGCUGCCAGAUGGGCAUCAAGGAGGCCAUCGAGAGCGGCGUGGUGCGGCGGAGCCACUCCGGCGCCGGCGCCGGCGCCGACGACGAUGAUGUGGCUUCCCUCGGCGACGCCAUCGUCGUGCUCUGCUGCGACAGCUUCGACUCCAGGUCGAGGGCUUGCUCCCCGCCGACGAUGAGCAAGAAGGCCAAGGCGAAGAGCGACGAUGACGACAAGAGUAAUGAUCGUCAUGACAAUGAAGCCGCGUCUUGCUUUGAUCUCAACAUGAGUGUGGAUGAGGACCAAGAAGUGGUGGUGGACGAGUACUGCAGCUUCGGUGAUGCCGGUCUGAUCAAGGCAGUGGACAGGACAUUGUUCUUCAGAACACCGGAGGAAGUCUGAUUGGUCAGCCUUGUUUGAGAUGAUCUGAUGACCAAGUCGAAAUUGAUCGAUCGAUGUCUUUGAACUUUUUCUCCGGAUCCGGCCUUUUUAGUUUUUCUGUUUUCUUGUUUAUUACUGGGGAGAUGCAUGAGAUAAGAUUAGAUGGAAUGGUUUAAUACCCUGGCUAGCUAGCUACUAUAUAUGUAUGUUUGGUUCAGUAUGUUGGGAAAACACCUUGUAAAUUUCCUAGUGGUAAAUCUGGUGGGAGCAUGAAUUUGUUCAAGGUUACUCAAUUUUGUUUUUA
Messenger RNA from Brachypodium distachyon (stiff brome), 3244 nucleotides. RefSeq names its product protein SMAX1-LIKE 3. Lineage: Eukaryota; Viridiplantae; Streptophyta; Magnoliopsida; Poales; Poaceae. Bases 397 to 2961 code for a protein of 854 amino acids. The record is from RefSeq and is a predicted model, not a curated record. The transcript is spliced from 3 exons.